AUAUUGAUUUUGCCAAUCAAGUUUCAGGAAGGGAAGGGCGAAUGGGGUCACGAUUGCGUUGACGGACGUACAUCCCAACUACAAAUAACGGACCAAGCUACCAGUAUUUCCUUCAGUCAUGUCUCGCCAUGUCGUAUUACUUCCGAUGUAGGCUUUACUCCUGUUUCUGAGGCUGAGCUCCCAGAAGCUCCAGCAGCAGCUGAAACCUCUGAACGCCAACUUGUGACUCUGGUGCUCUACAAUGGGGCAGUUUUCUCAAGUGUCGAAUCGGUUGUAAAUGCCAUACAGGCUCUCUUUUUGACCCAAUGGGAGGCGAUGGUCCUCUCGGCAGACCGGAAAAGUUGUUUGGAUCAUCAGCAGCCGCAAUCAUCGCAACAAUUGGCUCUGGAACCUAAUGGUGCUUUUAUUGACUCACCUCGAAUGUCUGUAUCAGAACAAACAGCUGUAUGCAGCGCUAGUGGUGGUGACACCGAUCCCGUCCCUAUAACUGGUUUCGAUUUUACAUCCCCUUCUACUUUAUCUUCCGAACCGCUUUCAGAUUAUCUGAUUGCGGCUGUAAGACCAUCAAAGACCCUUUCUGAUUUGUCGAUUAAUGCUGCUGUUGCUGACACUUUUAUUACAGCAUGCAGCGAGUCUGAGGCUGAGCAUAAACCUCAUAAUCAGUUGAGCAACUUCGUGAUAGGGCCGGAUAAACCGGUCUUCCGUCCGGUUUGCAAUGAUCCAAAGGUAAGGCAUAAUUUUUCUCCGCUAUCUUUAUAA
Messenger RNA from Protopolystoma xenopodis, 759 nucleotides. The record is from the annotation of a GenBank genome assembly. Lineage: Eukaryota; Metazoa; Platyhelminthes; Monogenea; Polystomatidea; Polystomatidae.